UUGAGCGCUGCUGACCUCUGGCAAAAAGGGAGUGACAGAGAACUGGAGAGGCAGAAGGGGGAGAAGUUCAAGUGCAGGUUUUCUCCUUGAACCUAGAAGAUAAUGGGUCAAGAGCUGUGCGCCAAAACUCUGCAGCCCGGCUGCCGCUGCCAUCGCUGCGGGGAGGGAGGCGAUGCGCCCCGCUGCCCGAGGAGCGCGCCGGGGACCACCACCGAGGCUGCCAUCCAGUUAACAGACCUAAAAGAAGCAUCAUGUUCCAUGACUUCAUUUCACCCCAGGGGACCUCAGGCUGUCCAUUCCCGGAAGUUCAAGAGCAAAAGGCCUCGAAGUAACAGUGAUUCUUUUCAGGAAGAGGAUCUGAGGCUGAGUGUUCAGUGGCAGAGGAAGAACCUCCCUUUUGGGGCAGCCUCAUCAUACUUGAACUUGGAGAAGCUGGGUGAAGGUUCUUAUGCUACAGUUUACAAGGGGAUCAGCAGGAUCAAUGGACAAUUAGUGGCUUUAAAAGUCAUCAGCAUGAAUGCAGAGGAAGGAGUCCCAUUUACGGCUAUCCGGGAAGCUUCCCUCCUGAAGGGUAUGAAGCAUGCCAAUAUUGUGCUCCUGCAUGACAUAAUCCACACCAAAGAGACGCUGACAUUUGUUUUUGAGUACAUGCACACAGACCUGGCCCAGUACAUGUCUCAACACCCAGGAGGACUUCAUCCUCAUAAUGUCAGACUUUUCAUGUUUCAACUUUUGCGGGGCCUGGCAUACAUCCACCACCAACACGUUCUUCACAGAGACCUGAAACCUCAGAACUUACUCAUCAGUCACCUGGGAGAGCUCAAACUGGCUGAUUUUGGUCUUGCUCGAGCCAAAUCCGUUCCCAGCCAGACAUACUCUUCAGAAGUUGUAACCCUCUGGUAUCGUCCUCCUGAUGCAUUGCUAGGAGCCACAGAAUAUUCCUUUGAACUGGACAUGUGGGGUGCAGGCUGUAUCUUCAUUGAAAUGUUCCAGGGCCAACCUUUGUUUCCUGGGGUGUCCAACAUCUUGGAACAGCUGGAGAAGAUCUGGGAGGUACUAGGAGUUCCUACAGAGGAUACCUGGCCUGGAGUUUCCAAACUACCUAACUACAAUCCAGAAUGGUUUCCAUUGCUUAAGCCUCAAAGCCUUCAGAAUGUCUGGAACAGUUUGGGCAGAGUCCCUGAAGCUGAAGACCUGGCCUCACAAAUGCUAAAAGGCUUUCCUCGGGAUCGAGUCUCUGCUCAGAAAGCGCUCAUCCAUGAUUACUUCCGUGACCUGCCCCCUCAGCUACACCAGCUUUCUGAUGGGGAAUCUUUGUUUACAGUGUCAGGAGUGAGUCUCAAGCCAGAAAUGUGUGACCUUUUGGCCUCCUACCAGAAGGGUCACCAUCCAACCCGGUUUAGCAAAUGUUGGUGACAAGAAAGGGCAAGAUCACCAAGAUCC
This is a messenger RNA of Sorex fumeus (smoky shrew), 1443 nucleotides long. It is a transcript of the gene CDK15, whose product is annotated as cyclin dependent kinase 15. The coding region runs from base 103 to 1416 and encodes 437 amino acids. The transcript is spliced from 13 exons. NCBI's taxonomy places the organism in Eukaryota, Metazoa, Chordata, Mammalia, Eulipotyphla, Soricidae. Gene Ontology annotation, biological process: protein phosphorylation. Gene Ontology annotation, cellular component: cytosol; nucleus; cytoplasm. Gene Ontology annotation, molecular function: cyclin-dependent protein serine/threonine kinase activity; ATP binding; cyclin binding. The record is from RefSeq and is a predicted model, not a curated record.